GGGUGAACUGUAAGUAUAUUAAAAAAGAAACACCCAAGAAACAAGGGGUUCAAGAAUGUACAGUAAAAAAGGAAACAAAAAUGCAAGUUGACCACAACAUGGACAACCCAAGACCAGCAAAAACAGCCUGCCAAAACGCAACUGCCCACCCUCCAAAGAGAGGGAGAAGCACAAGAAAACCAAAACAACCAGCCCAAAGAGCAUAUAAGCAAAAACCUUCACCAAAAAACAGUAGUGAAGGUCACGAAAAGAGCUUACAACUUUACAAGCUCAUAAGGAUAAAGGCUAUACAAAAUCUUAUAAGUGAUAUAUUGGAUUCUAGCAAAAACGUCAUCUUCUCUUGGAGUCAAACCAUCCAAGCAUGUAGCAUUCUGGGUCCUCCAAAUCCAGUAGACGGAAUAGCAAAAAGCGAUCCUAGCUGCCUUUGCUUUGAUUCCCGAGCCCUGCCUCUCUUUCUUGAUCCAUUUCAACGAGGUAUGCAAGGUCCCCAUCCCCCUAGGAAGCUGCAACCACGUCUUAACUUUUUGCCAAACAUUACCUGCAAAAGGACAAACAAAAAAUAGGUGUGGUACCGUUUCGGGACCACCCUUACAGAAGGGGCAGAUGUUAACAACAUCCAGCCUAUGCAAAUUAUCAAAAGUAGUCAGUCGGUUGCGAAAGGCUAACCAAAUUGUGAAGGGGAAUUUGGGGGGGAUAUAUAGCUCUUCCAAAUGAAGGACAUCCAACUAUGAGCAUCCCCCUUAAUUCGAAGCAAGUCAUAUACUUUGGCCGAAGAAAGCUUACCAUUGGUUUGAAUAGUCUCAAGGUAACCAAUGACAACUUGGGUGUUAUCAAAAUGAGCCACAAUUUGAUCUCUAAUCAAGACAAUCUUCUUGAUCAAUUGGGAAUCUCUUGGGUGAGGUGUAAACUCCCAAACGAUUUCAAGGCAAUCAAGGCAAUCUUCUUGAUCAAAAUGAGCCACAAUUUGAUCUCUAAUCAAGGCAAUCUUCUUAAUCAAGGCAAUCCACCGUCCUCAUUAUCUUACUGCUGGAGUUCCUCUCUGUCUACGCAUGUAUUAACUUCUCCAUCUUCCCUUGUUUUCUUUUUCAUCAUCUCAUUUUUUGUAUUCUUAUCUUUUACUCCGUAUUAUAUUUUACACACACACACAUACUAGUAUAUACUACGUGUAUAUAUAUUGUUCUUCCUCCCCUUUCCGCGUGGAUUAGCAAUCACUUCUCUGCCCGGACAAGCCUCACUUGUUCAGUGGGAGAAAGGAAAAGUAGCUCUCGGUACAAGAUCAUGAUCUUGUGCCUGGAUGGUCACCUAGGCACAAGAAAACUGGCCUCAUAUGAGGUUUGGUGCCAGCACCUCUCUCCUAAGUACCACUCGCCCCAAGAAGUCAGGCGAAAUAUAUAUCUUGUUCUUUUUCCAUAAAAAAAUUCUCGUUCUUUUUAUUUUGUCUUAUAAUUUCACAACGGAAUCCAAGGAUGGGUCAAAAAGUCUACUUAAUAACCAUUGCAAUAUAUAUAAUGUAUACUCAUCGCCUUCAUUGGUUUGUGUCAUGACUCAUGAGUGCCACCUAAUACUUUUGACCAAUCUGCAGCAGCUGCUUUAUCGAAGGUGCGCCGGGCAACUGACGGAUUCUAUGAAAUUGGAGCACGGGUUCGUCAGGGUCCCCUCUGAGCUUUACUAAAAAUAGUUCCAACCACUGUAUCUCGAGGAGGAACUUUCAUCCGCUAUUUCAGGCUUCAGAGAUUCGGAGAACUCACGGAAUCACCAGCGACGAAGCCUCACACAUGGCUCAUGUCUCCAGGAUGCAAGGGCUUAGAGAAUUUGAAAUUAAGAGGGCAGUCAAAUGGAGGAUGUGCAAGCAAUAAACAUGGUGGGGUCUGGUUUUAAAUGGUCUAAGUUGACCGAACCUUUGUAGGAAAAAUGUAAGAGAAAAAAUACUGUAGCAAACAUGACCGGCCAACGGCCACAUCAUCAAUUAAGAGGAGAAUCAGUACUUUCACUGACUAAAAAGAAGAAUUGUUUGUUUUUAUGUAGAUUGAGGGCUCAAUUGAAUGAUUUAUUUGAUAUAGUACAAGGAUCUAUUUGACAGUUUUCCCAAAAAUUUAUGAAUUUAUGAAUAUAAACACACACAUGUCCAUUACUUUUUACAAUAAUAAUAUACAGACAAAACUAUCAAAUAGCCUCAUGUACUAUAGUAAUAUAACAAUUAUGCCCUUGUAUCAUUGAAUCACUCGAUCAAACCUCAAACUUUAAAAACAUUCAGAAUAACUUUUUAGCAGGUUAGUAGGUUACCAAUAGGUUAACUGGUUAGGCGCUUACAUGGUCUCCCAUUUGCGAAAGAGUAAUAGUCUUCAUGAAAAGAUUGAAACAAAUCUUCCCAAUGUUAAGGUUUGGUGGAUGAAAAAUGAACCAUGAAAUUGUCAUUUCAAAGGUGUCCACAUGACGGCCACCACAACUUGGCGGAGGAAUUCACAAGGAUUCAAACAAAUUCGUGGGCAAAGUUGGGAGUUCCACCGAAGCGACAACACCUUUCACCCUUCUUUCGUUUGUGCCUUCUUCAGCUUCAAAGGCCACAAGGAUGUCAAGGAAGUCAACAGACAAGAACGUCAAUUUAUAUUUGCCUCGAAACCUAUUAGCAUAUGAAUCAGGAUGAAAAUGUUUAUUAUUAUUAUCUGAAUGUACAAAGGGAGUAUAUAAACGAAUACAAUCAGAUUGGGUUGACCAGCUGGCUUAUUUGUUCUAACUAACUGUACGGACUAACCGAAUUAGUUGUAUUUCAGCUAUAUUAUGUAUUUACAAAUAUAAACUUUGAUCAAAAUAAUGAUCAUAUACUAAUAGCCUCCCUCAAGGUGGAUCGAAUAUGGAAUGAAGAUUCAGCUUGGAGACAUUAGUAUUGAAUGCAGUAGGUAGUAAUGCCUUUGUGAAACAGUCCGCUAGUUGGCAGGAUGUUGGAACAAAAAACUGUUUGAUUAAGCCCUGGUCAAAGUUUAAUUCGUAUGAAGUGACAGUCGACUUCGAUGUGCUUCGUUCGUUCAUGAAAUGUAGGAUUUUUGGCAAUUUGGAUGGCAAAUUGACUGUCACUAUAGACAUGGAAAGGCAUGGAAGCGGAAGCAUGCAAAUCACGUAGAAGAAAUUGAAUCCAUUGUAGUUCACACGCCAGGGAUGCUAAAGCUCUAUAUUCAACUUCAGAAGAAGAUCUGAAAACAGUGCUUUGUUUCUUUGAUUUCCAUGAGAUUAAAGAAUACCCUAGAAAAACACAAAACCCUGUGACUGAUUUCCUUGUGUCAGGGCAAGUGGCCCAAUCAGAAUAUGAGAAAGCUUGUAUUUGAAGAGUGUUGGAGGAUGAGAAAAACAGACCAAGAGAUGGUUCCUUUUUGAGAUAUUUGAGAAUGCGUAAGGCAGCAUGAAGGUGAGGUUCUCUGGGAGAUGACACAAACUGGCUAAGUUGUUGUACAUCAAAGGUGAUGUCAGGUCUUGUAUUAGUGAGGUAGAUUAGGCGGCCAAUCAAUCUUCUAUAUGAGGUAGGAUUAUGUAUAGGAUUUCCUGUAUCUGCAGCCAAUCUUUGAGCAGAAUCAAUAGGUGUGGGAGCUGGUUUACAACCACACAGGCCAAAUUCAUCAAUCAACUCAAGGCAGUAUUUUCUUUGAUGUAGGAUAAUUCCCUUUUUGGAUCUAGCAACCUCAAGUCCUAGAAAAUACUUUAAGUUACCCAGAUCCUUUAUGUGAAAUUGUUUGUGAAGCAAUGUUUUUACUCGUUUGAUUUCUUCAGCAUCAUUCCCUGUAAGUAUGAUGUCGUCAACAUAUACUAAUAAGACUAUUAGUGAAGAUCCUAUGUGUCUGACAAAGAGAGAGUAAUCAGCUAGGCUUUGCUUGUAUCCAAGAGUGAUUAAUGUAGACGUCAAUUUGUGAUUCCAUUGGCGACUAGCUUGCUUUAGACCAUAAAUGGACUUAUGUAAUUUACAGACGAGAUUGGGAUGUGAAAUGAGAAGUCCCGGUGGAGGUUUCAUAUAUACUUCCUCAUGUAAAUUCCCAUGAAGAAAAGCAUUAUCAACAUCUAGUUGCUCAAUAUACCAGUUGUUAGUACAUGCCAAAGAUAAUAACAAUCUCAUUGUGGUAAGUUUUGCAACAGGUGAAUAUGUUUCAAAGAAAUCAAUUCCUUCUGUCUGUGUAAAACCUUUGGCGACGAGUCUGGCUUUGUAUCCUUCAAUAGAACCAUCAGAUUUCAAUUUAACUUUAUAAACCCAUUUGCAACCCACUGCCUUUUUACCUGGAGGUAAUUUCACCAGGGACCAAGUUUUAUUGUUUUCAAGAGCUUUAAUCUCAGUAAGCAUUGCUUGUCUCCAACAUUCAUGUUCAUUGGCUUGUUUGAAAGAAGAGGGUUCAGAAUGAAGUGAAAGGGAAUGACAGUAAGAAAUGUAUUUAGGAGAACAAUUGGAGAGAUUAAGUUGUGGUUCCAAGGAAUAAGAAGUAGAAGAAUUGGUAAUAGCAUUCCCAAAGUAGUAAGCAUCAAGGUAACCUGGAGCUUUCUUAAGUCUUUU
Cuscuta europaea is the source of this 4528-nucleotide messenger RNA. The record is from the annotation of a GenBank genome assembly. Lineage: Eukaryota; Viridiplantae; Streptophyta; Magnoliopsida; Solanales; Convolvulaceae.